GCAAGGAUGUUCCUUGCCUCUACCUUCCAUACUUUAAACUUUAUCGAUAAAUUAGUCGACUCAAAUAACUCAGAUAAGAACAUUUAAGACAACUAAUGUAAACGCUGAUUUGUGUACCAAAUUUGGAUUAUCUGCGUGUUUUUAAGACAGUUGAAACAGAUUAACUAGGCGCGAAAAAUGACAGUUACAGCUGACGGAUGUUACUUUUUUGGUGAUUCUUGCGAUAUUGUAAAAAAUCGGUUAUUAAAUAAAUGUUAUAAAAUGCCCCGAAAAGUGGUUCCGCGUGCUGUGACAUGGCUAAGCGAUAAACAGUAUAAUGAGCAGAAUAUAUCCACAAACUUCCACUAUUAUGAAAAAUUUCAAUUUCAAAAGUUAAUAGCCAGUGUAGGCGAUUUCGUUCUUAUCUCGAACGCCGACUCAGCGGAACCAGACACCGAGGAGGGUUGCGACGCCGCCCGGAUCGUGGCGCUGUACGAGGACAUCUCCAACAGCAGUGACCCGUUCCGGGCUAAGGUUCAGUGGUACUCGAGGCCCAGCGAUCUGCCAAAAUCCAGCAUUAACAAUGUGGAGCCUAUUGAAUUUGUUGACAAAGAGGUUUUGGAAGACCAUCGCCCAUUCUCCACAGAUGUGUCCAUCGAAACAUUCUUCAAAAAAUGCCAAAUCGCCUUUGCACAUACAAAAGACAUACAUAAUGUACACACCUCUGCAAACUACCACUAUGUUUGUAGAUACAGGAUCAUGCCAGUGAACAAGAGAAAAGUCCAGAUUGAACCCGUUUUAGAGGAGGAGAGGCUAGCUAUGCAAUAUCUACAAACUCCUAGUAAAAACACAACUACUACAACUAAAGGAAGAACCCCCAAAACACCAUCAAGUUUAGUGAAACGCAUGAGCAGAGUGUCUAUAUCUGAGCCAAUAAAUUGGAGUGUCUCUAAAAAUGAUGGCACCAAACUUCUGCUGAAAAGAGCCAUCUUAGCUGAUAAGACAGAAAAAGAUUCACCAAAGAAAGCUACACCAAAAAGCAAAAACAUAACACCCGCAGAGACUCCUAGAAGUAGUAAAAAGUUAAGCAAUAAUAAUAUUGAAGAGCUGUUGUCUAUGGAAUUGAAAGAAAAUGCUGAAGGCGGGUUACCUACUCUCAUUAUUAGACAGCAUGUACUUGGCACACCAAAACGAAAAUCCUCCAUAGCCAAAACAAAAGAAGAUACACCAAAAAAGGUUCUGGUAUUUGAUGAUAAUGAUGAUGAGAAAGAAAGCCUCUCAAGACGCAAGAAAAGCCCAGUGUGUAAUGAUGAAGACAUGUCACCGAUCAAACCUACUCCAACUAAAGUCACCCGUUCUGGCAGAGUCACCAAAAGCACCAUAAACUAUGCUGAACCGGACUCAUCACCAAUCAAAAGAACUCCCAGAAAGUCCAUUAGAAGAGCUACUGAUGAUAGUGAUGAUGACUUUAAACCAAUUGCAAUGACUCCUAAAACGCCGAAGACACCUAAGACGCCUAGAACUCCUCGGAAUCGGGCUACGCCCGCAAAGACACCUAAAAGUGUCACUAGACGAAUCCUCACUAGUCAGCUGACACCCACAUUGCACACUCGAGCACACUCUUUUGACAACAUUGAUGAAAUUCUUAAAGAAAACAAUUCACUACCAGGAAGAGAGAGCCAGAUGGAGGAGAUAUUAUCUUUUGUAAGGUCGAAACUUCUCAGUGAAACUAGUGGAUGCAUGUACAUAUCAGGUGUCCCUGGGACUGGGAAGACGGCCACAGUGUGCUCUUCCCUGAAGCUGCUGCAGGAUGAGACAGACCUGCCUGAGUUCCAGCUGGUGGAGGUCAACGGCAUGCGCAUCGCUGAGCCCCGGCAGGCCUAUGUGCAGAUCUACAAACAGCUUACAGGCAAAUCCGUGGUGUGGGAGCAAGCGUGCUCGCUGCUAGAGAAGCGGUUCAACAACCCCGGGCCGCGGCGGACUCCGACCGUGCUGCUGGUCGACGAGCUGGACGCCCUGUGCACGCGGCGGCAGGACGUGCUGUACAGCAUAAUGGAGUGGGCGGCGCACGACGCGGCGCGGCUGUGCGUGCUGUGCGUGGCCAACACCAUGGACCUGCCCGAGCGCGCGCUGGCCGCGCGGGUCGCCUCGCGGCUAGGUCUGACGCGACUGACGUUCCCGCCGUACACGCACGCGCAGCUGUCCCGCAUCGUGGCCGCGCGCCUCGCUAGCGCCAGCCUCUCCGCCGACGCGGUCCAGCUUAUAGCCAGGAAAGUAGCAGCGGUGUCGGGCGACGCGCGGCGCGCCCUCGCGCUGUGCUCCCGCGCGCUGGAGCUGGGCGGCGGCGGGGCGGGCGGCGCGGGCGGGGCGGGCGGCGCGGGCGGCGCGGGGGGCGCGGGCGGCGCGGCGGGGCUGCGCGAGGUGCAGGCGGCGCUGGAGGAGGCGGCCUCAGGCGCCGCCGUGCGCGCCGUGCGCGCCUGCGCGCCGGCCGAGAGGCUCAUGCUGCGCGCUGUCGCCGCCGAGGUGGAGCGGACCGGGUCGGACGAGACCACGCUGUCGCGCGCGCUGAGCACGGCGGCGGCGCUGGUGGCGCUGGACGGGCGGCCCUACCGGUCGGCCGCGGGCGUGCGCGCGCCCGGCGCCGCGCAGGCCGCCGCCGCGUGCGCGCGCCUCGCCGCCACCCGGCUCCUGCUACUCGAGAAUAGAGGCGCCGAGCCGAGGCUGCUGCUUAACGUUAGCGCCGAUGACGUGCAUUAUGCUACGAGGCAGAUUACUGUGUGACUAGCGGGACUCUAAGAAAUGAAAGACCGAUUUUAAAUAAAUUCCAUACAACUGUUUGAAGUGCCUUGUAUACUUAAAAAAAUCUGCGAAACGUUAUUUUACCGUGGCACUAGCGUCAUCUGCUCGACUUUCUAUCUUUAUAAUGUAAAGGGUCUAGCCGCAAUCCUAUAGUGAAACUGCCCCUGGCUGAAAUGUAUACCUUUCUUAGAAGCGUUAAUUGGUCUUAUUAUAAGAUAUCAUUUUACAAUAUUUCAAGCCUGGAAUCCCCUUGGUUUGGAUAAAAAAACAAAAAUAUAUAAAAUCUUUUUUAAUUUUUCUAAGCUAAACUAAUGGUUAGAUUUCUUUGAAAUUCGGAUUAUACAUGGCACUAAUAGCAAUACAUUUUCAAAAAAAAAAUCAAGGUUCUAACUUAUUUACAAAGGCCUAAAAAAAUAUUUUUUUUUGUUUAAUUUUUUUUUUUUAUUAUUUACAAGAGGGCGACAACCUCAAUUUUUAGGUAUUUAUUGCACAAUACAAUAUUGUAUGAAAUAUAUUUUUUUCAUAAAAAUCCAUUUGUGGCAACCAGGUAAAAAUGUCUUACUAAUGCAGGCCAUUCGACUUAAGGCGUCUGUAGGUUACACAUUGGGCCAACGUACUUGGCUCAUUGUGUACUUCCGCGUUUACAACCAUUUAGUAGGUAUUAACGAGCAGCAGCUAGUCGAGCAGAAAAAUUGUUUACACUAAUUAUAUAUUUUUUAAUGCAGUAUUGCGUAUUUCAUAAUAGGAAUGUUUACGUAGUAGUUGUUUACGUACAGCAAUGGUAGAUUACAUACCGAGGCCAAUAAAAUAAGAAAUGUCUCAGAACACAUCGGACUCGCCCAUGAAGGGUUCCCUACCAUUUAUGACGUAUUAAAAAAAACUACUUACUAGAUCUCGUUCAACAUUUUACCACUUUGGACACACAUUUUACCACUUUGGAAGUGUCUCUCGCACAAACUAUUCAGUUUAGAAAAAAAUGAUAUUAGAAACCUCAAUAUCAUUUUUGAAGACCUAUCCAUAGAUACCCCACACGUAUGGGUUUGAUGAAAAAAAAAAAAAAAUAUUUUAUGACGCAUGAAAAAAACUACUUACUAGAUCUCGUUCAAACCAAUUUUCGGUGGAAGUUUGCAUGGUAAUGUAUAUCAUAUAUUUUUUUUAGGUUUUUCAUUCUGUUAUUUUAGAAGUUACAGGGGGGGGGGACACACAUUUUUUCACUUUGGAAGUGUCUCUUGAGCAAACUAUUCAGUUUAGAAAAAAAUUAUAUUAGAAACCUAAAUAUCAUUUUUGAAGACCUAUCCAUAGAUACCUCACACGUAUGGGUUUGAUGGAUUUUUUUUUUUAAUUUUACGUCGUAUUAAAAAAAACUACUUACUAGAUCUCGUUCAAAUCAAUUUUCGGUGGAAGUUUGCAUGGCAAUGUAUAUCAUAUAUUUUUUUUAGAUUUUUCAUUCUGUUAUUUUAGAAGUUACGGGGGGGGGGGACACACAUUUUACCACUUUGGAAGUGUCUCUCGCGCAAACUAUUCAUUUUAGAAAAAAAUUAUAUUAGAAACCUCUAUAUCAUUUUUGAAGACCUAUCCAUAGAUACCCCACGCGUAUGGGUUUGAUGAAAAAAGAUUUUUUGAGUUUCAGUUCUCAGUAUGGGGAACCCCCAAAAUUUAUUGUUUUUUUUUCUAUUUUUGUGUGAAAAUCUUAAUGCGGUUCAUAGAAUACAUCUACUUACCAAGUUUGAACAGUAUAGCUCUUAUAGUUUCGGUAAAAAGUGGCUGUGACAUAAUCGGACAGACAGACGGACAUGACGAAUCUAUAAGGGUUCCGUUUUUUGCCAUUUGGCUACGGAACCCUAAAAAUAAAUCAAGGUUCUAACUUAUUUACAAAGGCCUAAAAAAAUAUUUUUUUUUGAAAUUUUUUUUUUAUUAUUUACAAGAGGGCGACAACCCCAAUUUUUAGGUAUUUAAUGCACAAUACAAUAUUGUAUGAAAUAUAUUUUUUUCAUAAAAAUCCAUCUGUGGCAACAAGAUAAAAAUGUCUUACUAAUGCAGGCCAUUCGUCUUACGACCAUUAAUCAUAAAAUAUAGAUACAUUCUCGGCAUAUGUCUAAGAAGGUAUAUAGAUGCUUCAUAAAGUAUGAUGGCGAAAAGAGGGGCAUUUUUACCUUGUUGCCACAAAUGGAUUUUUAUGAAAAAAAAAAUAUUUCAUACAAUAUUGUAUUGUGCAUUAAAUACCUAAAAAUUGAGGUUGUCGCCCUCUUGUAAAUAAUAAAAAAAAAAUAAACAAAAAAAAAAUGUUUUUUUAGGCCUUUGUAAAUAAGUUAGAACCUUGAUUUUUUUUUUAAAUGUAUUGCUAUUAGUGCCAUGUAUAAUCCGAAUUUCAAAAAAAUCUAACCAUUAGUUUAGCUUAGAAAAAUUAAAAAAGAUUUUAUAUAUAUUUGUUUUUUUAUCCAAACCAAGGGGAUUCCAGGCUUGAAAUAUUGUAAAAUGAUAUCUUAUAAUAAGACCAAUUAACUCUUCUAAGAAAGGUAUACAUUUCAGCCAGGGGCAGUUUCACUAUAGGAUUGCGGCUAGACCCUUUAUUAUGGUAGCUAUGUUGUUUCAUAAGCCGUAUCAUAUUAUUUAUUGUAUUUUAUAUUGUUUUCUUCCUAGCCAAUCUUUUGACGUUUACAAUCGGCUGAUGACUAGAACAGAUUACUCAAAAUAAUGUAACAAUUUUAUUACAAAUAGCCAGAUAAUUUUACAGGUCCAUAUUAAGUUAUCCCAUUUUUGACUUUCAAGUAAUGCUACAGAAGUUAGACUAAUGAAAUAAAUUUACUUUCUCUCAUAAGCAGGACUUUUCACCCAAUAAAUAGAUCUGAAUAUUGUUAUAACAUUAUUUUUAUUAUUGACUGAUGAUUAUGGUACAAUUUUAAUUAAUAAAUACUUUUAGGAAUUUA
Messenger RNA from Cydia pomonella (codling moth), 5705 nucleotides. It is a transcript of the gene Orc1, whose product is annotated as origin recognition complex subunit 1. Gene Ontology annotation, biological process: DNA replication initiation; mitotic DNA replication checkpoint signaling. Lineage: Eukaryota; Metazoa; Arthropoda; Insecta; Lepidoptera; Tortricidae. Gene Ontology annotation, cellular component: nuclear origin of replication recognition complex. The transcript is spliced from 10 exons. The record is from RefSeq and is a predicted model, not a curated record. Gene Ontology annotation, molecular function: ATP binding; DNA replication origin binding; ATP hydrolysis activity. Bases 178 to 2760 code for a protein of 860 amino acids.